Molecule: messenger RNA, 1757 nt
Organism: Aphanomyces astaci
Lineage: Eukaryota; Oomycota; Saprolegniomycetes; Saprolegniales; Verrucalvaceae
Exons: 1
Coding region: 35-1657 (540 amino acids)
Source: RefSeq, a predicted model, not a curated record
GUUUUUCUUCCGUCUAUCCCUCGUCGACAACUCCAUGACGACGACUCCUUCGACGACCGCCGCCGCGACUACCGCCGUGAUCAAUGCAAACAUCGAAUGCAUGAAUCUCCUCCAAGGUUACGACGUGGUCAUCGUAUGCUGCUCCACGCCGAUGCAAGCGCAGUACUGGCAGAAUCGCCUGAUGGCCACUCGCGGCGAGAUCUCUCCUGAGAACAUGAAGGUGAUCGCAGUGUACGAAGACUGGGUGGGUGGCGCAGGGAACGGUCUCGGCACGCUUUAUGCGUAUCAAAAAGCAGUGGCGGAAGGCAAAGCCGUGUACGGGGCCGACUUCGACUUGACCGAGCAACUGAAGGCUGGCACUGUUUCCGUGGCUCUGUAUCACACUGCCGGCAAAGGCACUCGGUUGGCACCGUUGCCAGGCAGCGAAAACAACAACAAACCGGGGGUCAAAUUGCCUGCCAUGCUCACGAUCGAUGACAAAGUGGUGCCGAUGACGAUUUUGGAAGCCGUGAUCAAGCAGACAGGUGUGUAUGCCGCGAGCCGACGGGGCCGCUUGUCCGUGUACUGGGGUGACCAAGUGUUUAUCCCGUCUGCGCCGGUGCAAUACACGCCAGUCCAUCACAUCGACAUUUUGGCGACGCUGGCACCGAUGCCGACUGAGGCCGAGUGGAAAGCCAAGGGGUUGGACAAGUAUGGACUUAUCGCCGUGAACGACGACAACCAGGCGGCGCAAGUGGACAAGGUGAGCCAUGCCACUGCUCGACGACUCCUGAGCGACUUUGGCCACCUCAAGUCUGUGGGCACGUCAUUGGGGUCGUUCUCGGUGGACCACGACAUCUUGAUUGCAUUGUUGGGCGAGUUCGACGCCGAAUUGCAGCAAAAGACGGCCAAACUGGACACGGAUCCUCACUUUUGGAUGCCAUUCACGCUGCCCAAGCAGUCUUACAUUGAACUCAUGGUGCAAAAAGGCGUCCAGCAAGCGUUUGCGACCGUGCAUUAUGAACGGAUGCAAGCGCUGCUCCACCGUUUCUACUCGACGCGCCGAGAAAAGCUGGGGCUGUUUGGGUGUGUCGACGUAGGGUCGGCCGCGUACUGGUGGGACUAUGGCCAGCUCAAGUAUUACCUCAAGAACAACGUGCUGGUCACGGAAGACUCGACCGAGGCGACGGCGCUGCGGCUCUUUCUCGGCAUUUCAAACCCGUUGAUGUGGAGCGAGCUCGGCCCAGGCAUGGUGUUUGACCAGGUGGCGGUCCUCGGCAGCAAGAUCACCAAGGGCACGAUUCGGCGCUCAGUCUUGUCGGGGGUCACGGCCACCUCUGUCACGAUUGAAGACUCGAUCCUGAUCAACGUGACUGCGCACAGCAUUAGCGCCAAGCAGUGUGUGCUGUACAACGUCACAUCUGAAGACCUCAAGGGUCUGCAGCUGGACGCCGGGUCUGUGGUCGUGGGCGUGCACUUGCCCAACGGCGACAAGCUUGUGGUGGAAUCCCACUUGAAUAUCUGCGGAGGCGAUGCGUGGAAGGUGAUCCUGGACCAGAACGAGCACUCGUUUGAGCAGAUUUACCAUCUCAACGAAGAAGCCGACGUGGCCGAGAUUGAAAAACUCGUGCGCGACGAACACAUGCGUGUGCGGGAACUUAUCCACCCCACGAAUUAGACGACUCACAUAUAUACAUGUUCGCGACGUGUGAUGUAAAAAGUAAAAUCCAACCAUGCAAUAUGAUUUGCCAUGGUGAAGGGGGGGGGGUCGUUGGAAU